This is a messenger RNA of Cynocephalus volans (Philippine flying lemur), 994 nucleotides long. RefSeq names its product potassium two pore domain channel subfamily K member 7 (gene KCNK7). The coding region runs from base 1 to 924 and encodes 307 amino acids. Lineage: Eukaryota; Metazoa; Chordata; Mammalia; Dermoptera; Cynocephalidae. The transcript is spliced from 3 exons. Gene Ontology annotation, molecular function: potassium ion leak channel activity; outward rectifier potassium channel activity. Gene Ontology annotation, biological process: potassium ion transmembrane transport; stabilization of membrane potential. The record is from RefSeq and is a predicted model, not a curated record. Gene Ontology annotation, cellular component: plasma membrane.
AUGGGGGGUCUAAGGCCCUGGGCCCGAUAUGGGCUCCUGGUUGUGGCCUACCUGCUGGCCCUGGGGCUUGGGGCUAUGGUGCUCCAGGCCCUGGAGGGGCCUCCAGCACUCCAACUCCGGGCUGAGCUCAGGGCUGAGCUGGCUACCUUUCAGGCAGAGUAUGGGGCCUGCCUGCCACCCGGAGCACUGGAGGAACUGCUGAGCGCUGCUCUGGCAGCCCAGGCCCAUGGGGUCUCUAGCCUGGGCAAUGGCUCAGAAGUCAGGAACUGGGAUCUGCCCUCCACCCUACUCUUCACUGCCAGCAUCCUCACCACCACGGGUUAUGGCCACAUGGCGCCACUAUCAGCAGGUGGAAAGGCCUUCUGUGUGGCCUAUGCGGCCGUGGGGCUGCCAGCCUCCCUAACACUUGUGGCUGCCCUGCGCCACUGGCUGCUGCCUGUGCUCAGCCGCCCGGGUGCCUGGGCAGCAGUCUACUGGCAGCUGGCACCAGCCAGGGCUGCACUGCUGCAGGCAGCUGCACUGGGCCUGCUGGUGGCUGGCAUCUUUGUGCUGCUGCCAGCACUGGUGCUAUGGGGUCUACAGGAUGACUGCAGCCUGCUAGAGGCAAUCUACUUCUGCUUCGGCUGGCUCAGCACCAUCGGACUGGGGGACUUGCUGCCUGGUCGUGGCCGUGGCCUGCAUCCAGCGAUUUACCACCUUGGCCAGCUCGCACUUCUCAGUUAUUUGCUCCUAGGGCUCCUGGCCAUGCUGCUGGCUGUGGAGACCUUCUCAGAGCUGCCACAGGUCCGUGCCAUGGUGAAGUACUUCGGGUCCAGUGGCCCUUCGACCACUGAGGACCAAGAUGGCAUCCUAGGCCAGGCUGAACUGACUCUGAGCACCCUGCCGCCCGCCGCCCCAGCCUCAGAACAGGCCCCGGCUUGCUGACAGGCGUCAGGUGAUGGAGUUCAGCUCCUUGAAGGUGGAGGAGCCUGAGGAGGAAGCAGCCAGCCGUGGG